ACCGAGGAAGAUACAAGGAAGUGGGGGCCCUGAUUGAAAAUCGGGCUGCAGGUGCAGAAUGGUCCAUCGUGGCGCUUGUAUAAAUAAUUGUAGCACAAUUGCGUCUGCAUUAGAACCUGACACAACAUGAAAUUAAUAAUAAUAGCCAGCCUAAUAGGAGUGGCCCUUAGCGCCCGCCUCGACACCUCGUACCUGCCGCCGAGGGGAGGCGGUGGCUUCGGUGGCAGGCCUUUCGGCGGCGGCGGGGGCGGCUUUGGAGGCGGAGGGGGCGGCGGCGCCAACAUACCGAUCAUACGCUACGACAACAACCCCAACCAGGGCGACGGCAGCUACAACUACGCCUACGAAACGGGCAACGGGAUAAGCGCAGAGGAGAGGGGCCACCUCAAACCGGGGCCGGGGCCGGAAGGUGCGGAGACUGCCGAGGGUUCUUUCUCGUACACCGCUCCGGACGGCCAAAGAAUUAGUCUACAGUAUGUGGCCGAUGAAAACGGCUUCAGGCCCGUCGGAUCUCAUUUGCCCACUCCUCCCCCAAUUCCGGACGCAAUACUCAGGUCUUUACAAUUGGCAAGGACUGACGGCGGUGGCGGUGGAGGGUACGACGGUGACGGCAGCGGACAGUACCGUCCAUCCAAUGCCUACGUACCACCCAGAACUUCAUACAGCUCGUCGGGAGGCUACAAUUACUAGAACCAUUUACAAGCACACACAUGCGCCAGUACGACAAGAGUGACAACGAAUACGUGUUUUUAUUUUAUUUUCUACUGUAUAUUAUUAUAAUAAAAAAUAUAUAAAUAAUGUAACUUAU
Molecule: messenger RNA, 808 nt
Organism: Aethina tumida (small hive beetle)
Lineage: Eukaryota; Metazoa; Arthropoda; Insecta; Coleoptera; Nitidulidae
Product: pupal cuticle protein 20
Exons: 4
Coding region: 127-690 (187 amino acids)
Cellular component (GO): chitin-based extracellular matrix
Molecular function (GO): structural constituent of chitin-based larval cuticle
Source: RefSeq, a predicted model, not a curated record